Lynx canadensis (Canada lynx) is the source of this 5238-nucleotide messenger RNA. RefSeq names its product glycerate kinase (gene GLYCTK). Gene Ontology annotation, molecular function: glycerate kinase activity. Lineage: Eukaryota; Metazoa; Chordata; Mammalia; Carnivora; Felidae. Gene Ontology annotation, biological process: protein phosphorylation. Gene Ontology annotation, cellular component: cytoplasm. The record is from RefSeq and is a predicted model, not a curated record.
AAAAAAAAAAAAAAAGAAAAAAGAAAAGAAAGAAAGAAAGGAAAGAAGAAAAGAUCUGAUUUAUUUGAAAUUCAAAUACAUCUUAUAUUUUAACUGCAACCUUUGCCUUGAACACCCCUCUCCCCCUCCCUCCCCCGAGCUCUGGUGUACUGUGGCAAGGCCUGUGUCCAUCUGGGAAAGAGGUACAAAGUUCAUGCAGACUGUCAGGCUAUUGCUAGAUUCUAAGCCGCUUUUGGUUCCUAGCCUAAUGGGCCAUCCCCAGGGGCUUCCUGGCAAAAGUUGAGCCCAUUUUUCAGAGUCCAUAUGUCAGCACCCUCUGUGUUCCUUUUAAUGCUGGAGUCAGGCAGCAUUGGUCUUACGGGAAAGCUGAGAACCAUGCUGGCUAAGUGGCUGAGGACUACACAUUGUUAGGUUUUUUGAGUGUGGGAUAAAGUGGGGCUCAGGUUUUCUGUGUUAACAGUGGGCAGCUUCAGAGAGACCAAGGAUGUCAAGUGGAAAGCGUUAAUCUUCUCAUCCCACCUCUCAUUUUGUAUGUGAGGUCCAGUGAGAGAAAAGGAAUUGUCUCUUUGGUAGAGCGGAAGCCUGAUUCCCAGCCUCCUUCCCCUGCUCUGUGCAUACUUGUGCAGUCAGCUGGCAGCAUUUAUGGUGGGCAUUGUUAAAGCAGAUGCCUUUUUUAGAGAUGAGCUCUUUGGGGCUUUAUUGUCCCUGAAUUCCUUUACAGCCUCCUGACCUUCACCCUGAGGCUACUUUAGCCUUUACCUUGGCCAGUGGGGAAAAUGACUGGCCUCAGUUCUGGAAGCCUGGUCUUUCCUGCUCCAGACACUUGGCUCUCACUCCUGUGGGUGGUGUGACCCAAGACUUGUCUUGUUAGGUCAGAGUGAAAGGCAUGUUCUUAGCAGAGGUGGGUCUAGCUAGCCAAGUAGGUGGAAGGGUGUCCUUUUUUGUCCUGCAGUGUGGGCCCCAAGGUAUAUGGCCUUAUUGUGGGGUCUAGGGACUUAUCUGCGGUUCCAUCAUGAGCCAGUCUUUGCUGCCAUUUCUUGCUUGAACCCAAACCUUUUGCUGGACUGGCCUUGAGCACUGGGAUUCCUCAGGGUGUGUGUCCUGAGGAUGUGCUCUGGGUCUGCCUGUCAGUGCUCCUGUGAGCCUACAGCCUCCCCACACAGACCUAGGCUUCCCAGACCAGAUCCAUGAGCUAAUGAAAUUGAGCAGGCUACAGGUCAUCGGGCUCAGGGUCAGUUGGUGGGACAGCCGGCAGCCUCUUGGCAACAGAAGUGGUAAACAGGCAAGGAAGGAGUGCCAGAAAGGGGUGUUGCUCCUGGACGAGGGCUUAGAAGUGAAGGGGGUGGAAAAGGGGUGGGGCGGGAGCCCAAUGAGAGGAAUUGCUCCCUCUAUGAAUGAUUAACUCUCAGCCGAAGCGGGUGGCCUAGGGGAGGGCUCAGCUAACAGGACCUUUGGACCCGGGGCAGAGUGUCCAGAGGGCCAGAACAGAGCCUACAGAAGAGAAGGACAUGGCAGCCAUGGGUGCCAGGUGGUGCUGAGAACAGUGGGGCAUGGCUGCAGUCCUGCAGGUCCUGCCCUGCUUGGCCCGAGCCCCCUUGCGCCCACUCCUCUUGGGUGGCGCAGUGGUCCGGCUGGCCAGUGGCAUGGCCCUCGCGGAGCAGGCACGGCAGCUGUUUGAGAGCGCUGUGGGUGCCGUGCUUCCAGGCCCCAUGCUGCACCGGGCACUGUCCUUGGAUCCUGGUGGUGGGCAGCUGAAGGUGCGGGACCGGAGCUUUCAGCUGCGGCAAAACCUCUACCUGGUGGGCUUUGGCAAGGCUGUGCUGGGCAUGGCAGCUGCAGCUGAGGAGCUACUGGGCCAGCAUCUCGUGCAGGGUGUGAUCAGCGUUCCCAAGGGGAUCCGUGCUGCCAUGGAGCAUGCUGGCAAACAGGAGAUGCUGCUGAAGCCACACAGCUGUGUCCAGGUAUUUGAGGGUGCAGAGGACAACCUCCCAGACCGUGAUGCACUCCGGGCCGCACUGGCCAUCCGGCAGCUGGCUGAAAGCCUCACGGCUGACGAUCUACUGCUUGUGCUCAUCUCAGGUGGGGGCUCAGCCUUGCUGCCAGCCCCUAUCCCCACCCGUCACACUGGAGGAAAAGCAGACACUCACCAAACUGCUGGCGGCCCGUGGAGCCAACAUCCAGGAGCUGAACACAAUCCGGAAGGCCUUGUCCCAGCUCAAGGGUGGGGGCUGGCUCGGGCUGCCUACCCUGCCCAGGUGGUGAGCCUGAUUCUGUCAGACGUGGUGGGGGACCCUGUGGAGGUGAUCGCCAGCGGCCCCACUGUGGCUAGCGUCCACAACGUGCAAGAUUGCCUGCACAUCCUCAAUCGCUACGGCCUUCGUGCUGCCCUGCCACGUUCCGUGAAGACUGUGCUGGCUCGGGCUGACUCUGACCCUCAUGGGCCACACACCUGUGGUCACGUACUCAACGUGAUCAUUGGCUCCAACGCGCUGGCGCUGGCGAGGCCACGGCAGGCUGAGGCGCUGGGGUACCAGGCUGUGGUGCUGAGCGCAGCCAUGCAGGGCGAUGUGGAAAGUAUAGCCCGGUUCUACGGGUUGCUCGCCCAGGUGGCUGGAACCCGCCUCACUCUGGCUGGGGCUGGAGCCUCUGCGGAGGAGGCUGAACAACUCCAUGAGCUGGCAGCUGAGCUCCAGCUCCCAGACCUGCAGCUGAAGGAGGCUCUGGAGGCUGUGGUGAGGGCCAGGGGCCCCGUCUGCUUGCUGGCUGGUGGUGAGCCCACAGUGCAAUUGCAGGGCUCAGGAAAGGGUGGCCGGAACCAGGAACUGGCCCUGCGUGGAGUAGAGCUGGGACGACGGCCACUGGGGCCUGUAGAUGUGCUGUUUUUAAGUGGCGGCACCGAUGGGCAGGAUGGCCCCACAGAGGCCGCUGGGGCCUGGGUCAUGCCUGAGCUGGCCAGCCAGGCUGCCGCUGAGGGCCUGGACGUGGCCACCUUCCUAUCUCACAAUGACUCACAUACCUUCUUCCGUUGUUUCGUUGGUGGGGUGCACCUGCUGCACACAUGGCUGACUGGUACCAAUGUCAUGGACGCCCACAUCCUGUUCCUGCGGCACGGUGAUGGUAUGUAGGUUGUGUUUAGGAGUACAGAGGAGGCCUACAGGAAGCAUCCUGGGGCCGACCAGGGUUGGUCACCAAGGCCUCACCAGGCCUUAGGGUUCCUUCUUUCCUUGGCCCAGGCUGCUUGGUUGGCCCCUUAUACCUCACACCCAUGGCUUCUGCUCUGUGUUCAUUCCGCCAACCGGAAUGGCACGAUGGGGGCUCUCUUCUCCCUACUUCUGCUUGGACAGAUAGCAGGAUCUCUGAGGACUGGGAUGAGCCCCUUAGCAGUUUGUUGUUCCCAGUCUUCUCACCGCCCCACCCCAGGCAGCCCUCUGCUGAGCUCUGAGUGUCCUUUCUGUGGGGUAAAGCAAGGACUGCAAAUAAAAAGAACCACACUAUGGGUUCUCCAUGUGUUUUCCCUCUGAGCGAAGACUCACCCAGAACUGCUGGGAAGGGGAGUGGGAUCAGCCUGCAGCCCCAGCGCUAAGACCCUACAGGAGUUCCCCACACCCCGCUCUGCAGGGUAUACUCAGCACUUGCUUCACUUAAACAGGAGCCUAGGAAGGUUGAGCCUGGCUUCUGACACAUUCAAUGGGGACAAGCAGAGAGGGAGGACAGGCCUAAGGACUGCAGACUGUGGGGUCUGAAAGCAACUGGCCACCUAUCCAACUGUGACUCCCCUGUGGCCUCCCUGUUGCAAUCUCCAGCUUCUGCUUGCUUUGUGCCUUGCUGGGUGAAUGCUUACUACUCACUAAGUCUGUCCUUCCCUUCUGUGUUUGGAAAACCCUUAGGCACAGACCACACCUUCUUUGGUUGAUCUGCCCUUUGUUUGCCCACGGGCUACUCUCAGCCACAUAGGAUUCUGGACCUUGUUUUCUUGUGUCAGGCCCGUUUUUCCAGGUGGAACAUCCCAGUUCCUUUAGCUGCUCCUCUGGGACACAGUCCAGUUCCCAGUGCCAGCCUUGCAGUGGUGGUCUCCAGCGCUGAGAUAGUGGGUCAGAGUACUGAUGGGAUCAAGCAGCCCACCUGCCCAUUCUCCUGUUACAGUUGGCCAGGGAAGAGGUCAGUGGGGGUGGGGGUAGGGAGAGCAACAGAGGAAAGGUUCCCUUGGCUAGGCUAGCAGCUACCUCUCUUUGGGCCCCCUUGCUCAGGAUCCGAGCCCUCGCUGGCCGCCCCCGCCGUGCGCCACGGCUCCAAUCCCUAUAUGAGUGAGCAGUAGAAUCACAUAGGAAUAAAAAGCCAUAGAGAACAGCGAGGCCUGGGGCUGCUCCUGCUGGCCCCCUCGUCCACCCCAGCUAUCCCUUCCUCUCUGAGGGUGUGAGGGGCUCUGGGCCAAGGCUGGCAUGCUCUCCCCCUGGGAAGAGCCUCCCUUACCCACUUGGGCUCUGGACAGCCCAGCUUGCAGACUGUUCAUGACCUGGGGACAAGGUGAAGUCAACAAUGUGAGCCAGGCUCUGGAGGCCAGGGAGGCUUAGGGAAGAGGGGAGUUUGCACCCCUCUGUGAUGCAGGGCACCGUUUCCUUUCUUUCUGUAUUGGCAUGGAGUUCCCACUGACUCGGUGGGGGGGGGGGGGGGGGGUGUCAUAGUCUAGGGAAUGUUGCCCCCACGUGGCAAUGCCUGUGCCUUGUUGCUCCUCUGGUAACCUCUAGAUAUGCCCUGUCUGUGUCAAUCCUUGCCUAUGCGGACAUGACUGUUGGUGCUGGUGUCAAGUUCCAGGCAAGAGCAGGAUAGGAGGGCAGGGCCUUGUCUGCCUUGUCUACGGCAUGUGUGUGUGUGUGUGUGUGUGUGUGUGUGUGUGUGUGUGUUGGCAUGUGAGCACACAGAUGUGGGUGGCCGGGGAUAGGGAUGUGCUGCUUUGUACACUAGGUCUGUUGCAUGCCUGCUGAGGGGUUUGGGUGUGGGUGGGGUCUCACCGGAGGUCUCUCCUGUGCUGCUUUGGCCCUUGCCCUACACCUAUGUUUGUGGGGGCUGGGAGGCCAGGGGCUGGAUUGGGCCUGGCCCAUUAGAUUUGCUCAUUUGGUAUCCCCAAGAUGAGAAAAGAUGUACUUGGCCUCAAUCUAGAUGCAAAUACGAGAUAAACGCUGUAUGGUGACUGUUCAAUAGGACUUAACUAUUUGCUCCAUAAAUUUCAGUUAUGGGUCA